AUGGAAAAAACUUUUGAUCGCUCUAAAACAAUAAAAUAUUUUAAAAGAUGUUUAGACUUAUUACCAAAUAAUUAUACAAAUCUUUUGGGUGUUCUUGAAACUGAAAUUCCUAAAGAACGAAGAGACAAAUGGGUCAAUUGGAUAUAUGCACAACAAAUUUUACCUGAUGAAAAUAAUCCAGGUUCUCCAUUCUCAGGAUUACCAUUUAAUCCUAAUGGGAGUCGCAUCUCAAAAUUACCUUUCGAUGCUGCAAAUUUAGCAAUGACAUAUACUGCUUUGGCUUGUUUACUUAUUCUGGGAGAUGACUUGUCGCGCGUAGAUCGUCACGCAAUUAUUAAUGCAUUGAAAUAUCUUCAAAAAGAAAAUGGAAGUGGAAUUAAUGUAGAAAAGGCGGUAGAUUAUAUUAGAAAAAGCCAGUCUUAUGAUUAUGGAGUUGGUCAAGGACCUGGAGAGGAAUCACAUGGCAAUUCUCUUUAUCUUCUUAAUCGACUUGAUGAAGGUCUCUUAUCAAAAAAUCAGACUAUAUUUUGGCUUCUUUCACGACAGACUACUGGAUUUCAAGGACGAGCUAAUAAACCACCUGAUACUUGUUAUUCAUUUUGGAUAGGAGCAUCACUAAAGAUUUUAGAUUCAUUUGAAUUUAUUGAUUUUAAACAAAAUUUUGAUUUUCUAAUGGAAACUCAAACAAAAUAUGGUGGUUUUUCAAAAUGGCCAGAAUAUCCUGCUGAUGUAAUGCAUGCUUACAUGGGUGUUGCUGGUCUUUCAUUAAUGAAAGUUCCUGAAUUACAAGAAUUAGAUCCAGCUUUAAAUAUAUCUUUAAGUGCCAAAGAAAGACUAAAGACUAGUGUAAUAUUUAACAAUAAUUAA
This is a messenger RNA of Diversispora eburnea, 867 nucleotides long. NCBI's taxonomy places the organism in Eukaryota, Fungi, Glomeromycota, Glomeromycetes, Diversisporales, Diversisporaceae. The record is from the annotation of a GenBank genome assembly.